AUGCUUAUUAGGCAAACUCAACGGGCCGACUAUCCAGAGGAAUACAACAUCCUGCAAUCCAAAGGACAGCUUCCCUCGUCCAGUUGUAUCCUCAACCUUAAUCCGUUCCUGGAUGCUGACGGCAUCAUGAGGUCAUGCGGUCGUUUGACUGCAUCUGACUCGUUAUCCUACGACGAACGUCAUCCUAUCCUUUUGGCGUACCAUUCCAAACUAGCAGAGCUUCUGGUCACAUUUACUCACCGUAUCUCCAUACACGGGGGAAACCAGCUUAUGGUUCAUCUCAUCCGGACGAGAUACUGGAUUCCGAAGCUGCGGAACCUGAUCAAACGUGUGACCACGACCUGCAAGGUGUGUGUCAUUCACCGGAAGAAGGUGCAGUCCCAGCUAAUGGGUAAACUACCUCAGUCCAGAGCGACCUAUUCGCGACCCUUUACACACACAGGACUCGACUUCGCGGGACCGUUUGAUGUCAAAAGCUAUUCAGGUCGUGCUUGUCGAAUCACGAAGGGCUAUGUCUGCGUCUUCGUGUGCUUCAGUACGAAGGCCAUCCAUUUGGAAGCCACUUCGGACUUGACCACGGAGAAAUUCCUCGGAGCCUUCUCAAGGUUCGCGGCCAGAAGAGGGUGUUCUCUCCAUCUUUACUCGGACAACGGAAAGACUUUUGUGGGUGCGGAGAAGGCCCUCACAGAAGAUUUCAUCGCUGCGGUUAAGGAAAAGGCUACCUCGUCAUUUAGUCACCAGAGCCUAUCCUGGCAUUUCAACCCUCCAGGCGCCCCCCAUAUGGGAGGCCUGUGGGAAGCAGGAGUCAAGAGUUUCAAGACUCACUUCUACAAGACGACAGGUAACUUUAAGUAUACCCUUGAAGAGUUAUCCACUCUACUGUGUCGGAUCGAGGCAUGCCUCAACUCCAGACCAAUUUCCGCGAUGUCAGAAGAUCCGUCGGAUAUCCUCGCUCUCACUCCGGGACAUUUUCUGAUAGGCGGACCGCUACUCGUCCCCGCCGACCCUCCCACCGCCGGCGAAACCAGUUCUAUCCUGAACCGAUGGCAGCGACUCAAAGCCCUUGGCCAGCUUUUCGCAUCGAGAUGGAAAGCUGAAUACCUGAAAGAGUUCCAUAAGAGGACCAAGUGGCAAAUUCCAACAUAUGUCCGAAGGCGACAUGGUAAUUAUCAAGGAAGACCACGUUCCAUCGUAUGGAUGGAGACAAACAUGUCCAAUGUCUAUGCGUUCAAUGUCCAUAACUUCGUUCUUUUUCUCUCUGCUUCUAUCAUCUCUUUGCGCCAGCCAUGCCGUCCCAUCGCAACCAACGUCGCCAGCUCAUCGACAGAUGUUCUCGAGGAACUCGAUCGUUCCGAUGCCGAGUCUGUCCGGGGAUUCAUCCGCUUCGGACGUGUUCGCGGUUUCUCCGGCUAG
Molecule: messenger RNA, 1413 nt
Organism: Drosophila teissieri
Lineage: Eukaryota; Metazoa; Arthropoda; Insecta; Diptera; Drosophilidae
Exons: 3
Coding region: 1-1413 (470 amino acids)
Biological process (GO): DNA integration
Molecular function (GO): nucleic acid binding
Source: RefSeq, a predicted model, not a curated record